This is a messenger RNA of Malus domestica (apple), 1733 nucleotides long. RefSeq lists its product as uncharacterized. NCBI's taxonomy places the organism in Eukaryota, Viridiplantae, Streptophyta, Magnoliopsida, Rosales, Rosaceae. The record is from RefSeq and is a predicted model, not a curated record.
UGUACCUAUUGAACACUAGCCUACGUGCUUGGUAUACAAUUUUCAAUUAUUCAGCGCCUCUGACUCCGACUCUGAGGGUCACUUCGAAAAGUGUCUCUUUCUUCCUUCGCUUUCAUCAGCGAUCACUGCACUCUUGGAUGGCGCCCUCUAAGCUUUUACUCUUCUCCGUAUUCUUAGCCCUAUCGUUCACCGGAAUUACGGCGUACCCACCCCCUCCAGACGACGGCGCUUCUGAUUCUGCUCAGGAGGUUGCAGAUUCGUCUCUGGCACUCCAACUUCAGCAACUCAAGUCCAGAGUUUCACUUCUAGAAUCAAGCAUUGAUGACAAAAACUGUGAGCUGAGAAAAAAGGAUGAAAGUAUUAAACUGAUGGAGAAGGUUAUUCAAGAGAAAUCAAAUAGCAUUGCUUUGUUACAAAGUGCUAUAGAGUCUGUCCAGGGAAGUGAACCUUUAGAUGUUGUUGAGCUUGGAGAUAAACCACAUGUGCAGGCUGGUGGGCUUGAGAAGCAGGUUAAAAGACUUAGAGAGGACAUUGCUGUGCAAAAUAAGAAAAGAGAUGAACUGGAAGCCCAAGCAAGUGUAGCUGAGCAGAAAAUUCAGGAACUGAGUAUAAAAUUAGAAAAUCUUCAAAAGGUAAAUGAUGAACAGAAGACUGGAAUUCAGAAAACUGAACAUGAUCUUCAAGUUGCAGAGGAAGAAAUAGUGAAGGAGAAGUUUGGGAUUUCUUCAAUAUCUGAAGAUUUGACUGAGACGUACAUUGUGACUUACUGGAACGAGCUUGGAAGACCAGCCUUCAAUCUGGGAAUUGAAAAGGCCUUAAAAAUGAAAGCUCGUGGUGAGGGUUGGACUGAGAUCAUCGUCGAAAGAAUCAGAACAAACUGGAUCCCAAGGUUGAAGAAACAGUCUCUGGAAUUUAAAGCCUAUCUUGAACCAAACAUUCGAUUAGUCACUGCAAAAAUUGUUGAUGUAUAUCGGUCAUCAAAGAGUUCUAUAGGAACCCUUGUUUUGAAGGCACAAAAUAUGGCAGAUCCUUACAUUCAGGAAGCUAAGAAAUAUACCGAGCCAUACAUUGAUCGGGUUGCUAUGGUGACUAAACCACAUUUAGAUAAAUUACAUAUUGCCUUGAAGCCGUAUACCAAAAAAGUACUAAAUGCAUAUAGAAAAGUCAUCACCACUACAACAUUUUUGCAUCAUGAGGUCAAAGAAAUUCUAAAAAAUAAUGAGUUGACGCAACCUGUUGCAAGUAUGGAACUGGCAUGGUUUGCGGCUACUGCAUUACUUGCCCUGCCUGCAGUAUUUCUGUUUAAGUUGUAUUCGGCUACUUUAGGGUUUCAAUUAUGCAGAAAAAAGACAAAAAAGCGUAGUCAUAGUUCCUAUGCGAACCACACACGGCGUAGGCUGAAGCGUGCCCAUCGUGCAAGUACAUGAGAUGGUAGAAAGUUUCCCGUUUAUCUCAAAAUCAAAGUUUCGUUGAAGUCGAGUGUCUUUCAUCACUAGAAUCAGAUAUGCUACAUUAGAAAUCAUUACAGCAAAUGAGGUUUAUGGAAUACAUAGUUUUUCUCUUUUCUAUGAAUACAUAUUAUUUUUCCAUUGCAGAUAGGUAAUAAACCUUUAUUUGAUAGGUUUUUUGGUUAAUUUAUUGUGUCAUCUAUGAGAUUUUAUGAUAAUUUGUUGAGAAUGAACAGCAAGUUUAAAUCUCAACACCCGAAAAGUACGGGAAUGUUUUUUUACAAA